AUGUGGAAACACCGUCCCCCUUCCCGAUCCGAUUCAAAGUCUGGGAACACCGAUUCAGGCGAGCGUGGGUUCUUUGGCUGGUCGAAGAAGAAGUCGUCUCCGCUCUCUCUCUCGCGUCCGGAUUCCCCCGCUCGUUCGCCAUUGCGUUCUUUUCGCUCCUUUGCCCGCUCAGAUCGCCCGGACAGCAGACUUUCCAGCCACACUGCGGCUUCGCGACAGCGCACUCCCUCUACCUUGACGUCCGGCUCCUCCUAUCACCCUGACGGGCCCAAGCCGCUCUCUCAAUUCAACCCAAACUCCAACACCAUAUCCAGGACUACCUCUCGCGCAACGUCGAACACUAGUGGGAAGCCAAUGGCGGGCUUAAUGGAUGUUGACCGCAGUCGCACGCGGAGGGAACGCACAUUUGUCGGGACCGAGUGCGCUGUUUGCGAAGAGCCGUUGGAACAUACCUUGCGUGGAGAACGUGUGCUGCAAUUCUCCUGCGCUCACGUAGCUCACGAAGCUUGCUUCUAUGAAUAUCUUCGUGAAAUUGAGGGUCAAUACUGUCCGACAUGCGACGCGCCAUUGGGGCUUGACUCAACACGGGGCGGCAACGUUUUGGACAUUGAGAAAUUGAGCAAUAUCGUGCGUUCUGUCAACAGCGAUUCCGCUACUCACCGGAGUGGGUUGACGACUCCGACGCCAUGGGAUUCAGUCACCAGUCGACAGAACCCUCCCAGCGAGGUUGGAAGUCGGCCAUACAACCGCGAUAGUCGGGAAAUGUACAACCGUCGAGAUAGCAAGGACACCGGAAGCCAGCGCGAGCGGAUCGAACGUCUGACACAGGGUUCUCGACAGCAGCACUCGCGCAACGGCAGCGCUGCUGGAUCUUCCGGCGACUACCACGAUGGCCGUCGCCACGACUAUGACCUUCAAGCGAUGGAAUCGGAUUUGAGCCCGCGCACUGCACCGGCCAUGAAGAACCCCGUCCCCGCGCCUACCGUCACGAUCCGGAGCGAGUUCCCCACGCUCAACCGGUCACGGCAGCAACAGUCACUCACAUGCUUGAUCACGGUAGAAGUGCCGGAGGGCAACUGGCGUCCGGAUGCAGAUGACUUGCGCAGCGGCUCAACGACGCAUUCACAGCCCAAGGAUGAACCGUACCCGUCGGGUCGCUUCCCGUCGAUACCGGACACCAAACCACCGCCAUUCGAGGCUAGGGAGAACCUUGAGGAAAUUGCGGAAGAACUUAGGACGAAGGUGGACAAUUGGCACGGCCUGGAAUUCUCGAGGUUCGGUAAACUUCGCUUGCAUGGGCACAUGCGGGUUGGGAAAGACCGCGAUUCAUGGCAGGAGCUGGAGUGUUAUUUGUUCCAGGAGAUGCUCAUUUGCGUCAAGGAGAAGCGGAUCCCUGAACAUCAGCAGUACGAUGGGCAGCAGAAACGGCCGAGUCGAUUCACUCUCAAGGGGUCCAUUCUGAUCAAGAAGCAUUUGAAGACGAUCGAAGAUCUUGCUGAUGAACCCAUCCUUACCCUUCAUUUAUCCGUCAGCGAACUCCCCUGCUUCUUCCUUCGCUUCCAGAACCGAAAUCAGCUAGAUAUCUGGCGCCGAUAUCUCCUGGACCUCAACGCGGUUGAACCUAUUCGAAGUCCAGAACUCGAUUUCGACCGUCAGUCUGGGCAAGAGGAGGACGACUACCGUACCGGCAACAUGAAGCGACAGGCAUCAUUGAACUCGUCGUAUGGGGCAGCGCGAUCGAACAACACAGCCAUCACUGACUACACAAACAUCGGCGUGGAGAGUGUCCCGGCAUCUGUCCAUAUUCCGGUUGAUCUUGUUGUAGUGAUUCCGGUCUCAUCUUCAAUGCAAGGCCUGAAGAUUACCCUCCUCCGCGACGCGCUCAAGUUCCUGGUGCAGAACCUCGGCCCUCGAGACCGCAUGGGAUUGGUGACUUUCGGCUCGAGCGGAGGUGGUGUUCCCCUGGUUGGAAUGACGACAAAGUCAUGGGGUGGCUGGUCGAAGAUCUUGAGCUCAAUUCGACCUGUUGGACAGAAGAGCUUGCGCGCGGACGUGGUGGAAGGAGCCAACGUGGCAAUGGAUCUGCUGAUGCAGCGAAAGUCGGCAAACCCAGUGUCAAGUAUCCUCUUGAUCAGCGACUCGUCAACUUCGGACCCCGAGAGUGUGGACUUUGUCGUGUCCAGGGCGGAGGCCGCGAAGGUGGGCAUUCACUCUUUCGGGCUCGGAUUAACGCAUAAACCGGAUACCAUGAUCGAGCUGUCGACGCGGACCAAGGGUUCUUACCUGUAUGUGAAGGACUGGAUGAUGCUUAGGGAGUGCGUUGCUGGAUGCUUGGGAGCCGUUCAGACCACAUCACACCAGAACGUGAAGUUGAAGCUUCGCCUGCCGGAAGGUUCUCCAGCCAAGUUCGUCAAGAUCAGCGGAGCUUUGCAUACAACGAAGCGAGCUACAGGGCGAGACGCCGAGGCUGCGCUCGGUGAUUUGAGGUUUGGCGACAAGCGGGAUGUUCUAGUGCAACUGGUGAUUCCGCCGGACAACGCGACCCACGAGACUCCACCCCAGGACCCAUGGGAGAGUUUGGUAUCAGGGUUGGAGGCCCUUGGAGGCGGGUCAGAUGGUGAUGAACAGCGCAUCCUGAGUGUUGAGGAAGUUCCUCUGAUCCAGGCGGACCUGACUUAUGGUGAUUUGCUUCGCGACGGCCAUCUCACACAUUCACCGCGACCUUCGCUGCUCGCGAUCACCAUGCUACCGCCGAACCCGAGAUACAAGGGCUCUGGACGUCCUUCGACUCCACCUAUUCCUCCACACCCAUCAGUCGUUCAGCGCCGCAUGGAGCUUCUCACUUCCGAUAUGCUAACCCGUGCCCUGACGCUCGUGUCUCGCGGCCAGCACGACCGAGCCCAGCACCUAUUGACGGAGACCCGAAGUAUCCUCAAGGGUCUGGGCAAGGGCAGCCUCCCUCCUCUUCCUCCACCCGCUGCAAAGACCCCUACCGACGCAGAACCCCGCGGUGACACACCGACAUCGAGCUCUCCCAAAUCUUCUACGUUCGAUAGCCACUCUUCGGCUGCCUCCGACACAAACACCAUCACCCCCGUCGCCGCAGUUGACACUCAAACCAUGAUGGCUCUAGAUGGCGACCUCGAAUCUUCCCUCGAGUGGAUUAACCACCCCGCCGUCUUCGGCCGCGACUCCCGCAAGGCCGUUCUCCAGAGCAUCGGCGUCAUCUCCUCCCAGCGCGCGUACACUUUCCGCUCGCCGUCCGAGGCACACUGGGCACAGCGCAUCUCUGGUGUCCGACGACUGACCGAGCGGUCGAAGGAAUGGCGUGAGACGGGUGACGACGCGCUGACUGAGGAAUAG
Aspergillus calidoustus is the source of this 3363-nucleotide messenger RNA. Lineage: Eukaryota; Fungi; Ascomycota; Eurotiomycetes; Eurotiales; Aspergillaceae. The record is from the annotation of a GenBank genome assembly.